This is a messenger RNA of Telopea speciosissima, 689 nucleotides long. Its product is annotated as acyl carrier protein 1, chloroplastic-like. The coding region runs from base 61 to 477 and encodes 138 amino acids. The record is from RefSeq and is a predicted model, not a curated record. The transcript is spliced from 4 exons. NCBI's taxonomy places the organism in Eukaryota, Viridiplantae, Streptophyta, Magnoliopsida, Proteales, Proteaceae. Gene Ontology annotation, biological process: fatty acid biosynthetic process. Gene Ontology annotation, molecular function: acyl carrier activity.
UUUCUCAUCACCUUUCUACCAAUCACACCUCUGUAUACCGUUGGUCUUAUCGCGCUUUCAAUGGCUACUAUCUCUACUGCCUCGGUCCGGUUCGGUUCUUCGCUGAAGCAGUCGAUUACGAGUGAUCGGGUGACUAGGAGGAACUCUACUGUAAAAGUUCUUUCAGUUGGUUGGGCCAGCAAUGGCUUCCCUUCCAGAAGGUCCACGCGCUUCCGUGUCUGCUGCUCGGCUAAACCCGAGACAAUAAAGAAGGUAUGUGAUAUUGUGAAAAAACAAUUGGCAUUGCCUGAAGGCUCUGAGGUCACUCCUGAGUCCAAGUUCUCGGCACUAGGUGCUGAUUCUCUGGACACGGUUGAGAUAGUGAUGGGUCUGGAGGAAGAGUUUGGGAUAAGUGUGGAAGAAGAGAAUUCUCAGAACAUCACAACGGUCCAAGAAGCAGCUGACUUGAUAGAGAAAUUGGUCCAGAAGAAAGCCUAAGCUUAGAGAGAGAGAGAGAGAGAGAGAGAGAAGUUUUUUUUUAUCAUUAGAGGAACAAGAUUGCGUGGUGCAUAAUUGUUGUUUCCUUCAUUUGUUACUGCCUGGUAAUCAGGUCAGCAUUCAUAUUUAUGAAGAACAAUUUGUGUGAUCCUUCUGUGAAUCGAGUCUGAUUGCUAGUGACUUAUUAAUGCCUUGAACAAAGCUUCUAUGAA